Messenger RNA from Marchantia polymorpha subsp. ruderalis, 2459 nucleotides. The record is from the annotation of a GenBank genome assembly. NCBI's taxonomy places the organism in Eukaryota, Viridiplantae, Streptophyta, Marchantiopsida, Marchantiales, Marchantiaceae.
UUUGGGUCGAGAAGCCAUUGGCAUGGCAUCGUUUACGCAUACAGUUCUCUGCAGUUCGACCGACGGACGGGGCCGAUGUAGAGGAGUGCCGAGCUGAAUGAAAACAGAGCAUGAAUGCAAAGCAGGCCGAAGCUGGUCCACUGGGGAACACUGAGGCGUCUGCCCUUUCCUAGCCUGAAGUUCCCGAUACAUAUGUCUAAAAACGAUGAUGGCUUCAGCACACUUGGUAGCCGCGUUCGUAAUCUUCGCUUUCUUUUCAGAAAUUCCGCGGACAUCUGCUCAAAGUAAUGUAAAUGACUAUUUUGAUCAAAUGGAGGCGGAUGUUAAAGAACUUGCCAGAAAGCUCGGUGAAAUCUUCAGCUCUCCAUGCGGUAACGACCCUUCAUGCCCGAAUGGAUGCUCCCAAAGUAUGUGCCAACAACUGGCCAACAAUCUACCGAUAUCGUACAUCAACGCCUCCGCGAGCGAUUUAUAUAACUGCACGAAGGCAAAGUUUCCUGCCUCCAACGUUUGCCCUUCAAUACAGGUCACGAGAUCCAACAGCUCCGUCACAUACUUUAGUUAUGGUGGUCAGGAUCAACCUUCGGAUGUCGAGAGCAGCUCAAUCUGCAGGACUCAGCUGCUGGACGAAACAUUCCAGAAUGUAUCCAGCAAAGUGAAUUACUACUUGGACUACUACGUGGGACUGAUCGACGGCACCCGUCGAGCCUAUCCAGGAAGGGAGGAGCAACAAGACUCAUGCCUUCUGUACGACAGCAGGAUUCGUCCGUGGUACAGCGGGGCGAUCACGUACCCGAACCAUCUCGUCAUUCUGGUGGACAUCGGGCAUUCAAUGACCGACCCCUUGAAAACGGCCCCAUCUGGACUUGACACGAAGCUCCAUGCGGCGCAGAACUUUUCCUUGGCGCUGCUGAGCACAGCUUACAAAGACAACUACAUCAACGUCGUCAGCUUCGGCGGGGCCCAAAACGAUAGCUACACGCGAUCAUUGCAAGUGGGUUUCAACUACGAUAAUCCGUCCAUCCACAAGGAGCUAGCCACUCUCAAUUUAAAAAUUCUCAAUUUCACAAAUCAGACCUCGGUGCUGAACACGGACGUGACCGCCUUCGUGACGGGGCUGAACACCACUCUGCGGGCUUUUUCGGACUCGACGCUGCCGAAUGCUCAGUUGUACAAUCUGAGCAAAAAUAUCGUCCUCUUCACUGACGGCAGCUUCGCCAGCCAGGACAUUCUGAAUGAUCCAUCGGUUGUCGCAGCCAUCGCCGAGCUCCAGGCGAACAAUGUGAAUCUUUUCGUGUACUCGGACGAGCUUUCCGUCGGCCUCCAGAGCCUGACGGCUGAGAUGAACGGCAGCUACACGGUAUGGGCGAGCAAUGACAACCCUCUGCACGAGAUGCGAUCAUACUUCGGAUACCUGGCCGCCUCCCACAGAAAUCUCUUCAACGAUACGCCGUUUUGGAUCGACAAUUACAGGGACGCCUACAACAUUUCAGACAUCAUCACCGUGUCGAUGCCCGCAUUCGAUCAGGACAAGUUCGUCGGCGUUGCAGCGAUAGACGUACCCUUCCCGCAACUCCCCAGAGACGACAUGAAUAACUUAGGGCAACGGCGUACUACUCGGGACAAUACGUUGGAGAGCGCUUCCAGUUCGACACGAGCUUCGUCCGUGCCUCCUAUAUUUGAUGACUACAACUGCGGCACAUCGGGCUCGAUGUGCCAAGGACCACCACAAGAAUCGUUCAACAAGGAAGCAUUCCAGGAUCGGAAAUGUAGGAACUUAUGUGCAGACCAAGAAGACAACAAGGUCAAGGAGAUAGUCAUCGGGACUGUGGUUGGUGCCAUAUUCGCAGCGGCAGUGUUUGGGACUGGUGCCUUUUUGUGCAUGCGGCGAAGAAAGAAAGAAGCUCGGGAAAGAGGAUCAUCGGGGACGACAAACGUAGAUGCCCGCAUCACUGGAGUCCAAGAGGAAGCUAAAAAACCACCGAGUGAAACGUGGGGAGAUCCUUUGUAGAGAAAAUUCGAGUCACCGGAUUACACGUGCGUGCACAUGCGCAGGAAUCUCGUGCUGUGAUGAUUUCUAGUCAUUAUGCUUUCCUCAACUUGCGCAGUUCGAUUAUCGUCGAGUUGCAAUGCUCUACCCAAUCAAUAUCAUGGUACUUGCUUUUUCUCCUGGCAGUGUCCAUGUACAUUGCUCCCCAAUGAUGAUACAUAGGUUGUACUACGUACCGAUCCCAUAUGUUAAAAUUCCCACAUCCAUCAUCAGAGAAUAGAGACAAAAUAACAUUUUUUAACAAUUUGAUGUCCUACUCUAAUUCCAUAAGAUAUUGAUUGCGGCUUUCUUCGAACCUCCAAGAGAGCAUAUUACAUCAGAGGGCAAGAUUUAGCAAUGUCAUCGAACAUCCAGAAACGAAUCUGACCACCGUCAUCGGAAAGGAAACGAUCGACCACCUACCCAAUCA